CAUGGCCACACCUCGUUUUCGCUUCCCUCCCAAUUCCCCCCCUUUCUGCAUUUCCCGGUCAGUUCAUUGUCGUCACGCAAACUUCAGAUCACCGUCGCUUCUAUCCUAUCUACACAUACCGAGCCAGGAAUCUAUCUAUUUCCAGUAUUCCUGAAGGAUCCAGGUAGACAGAAUUCCAUUGAACCAUCGGAUCCCCCGCAGCAUUGCAUUUCUCCCCAGUAUACGACGCAUCUCCCUGAAUGAGUAGAGUUACUAAGACUGCCACGGCCGGCGAAGUGCAAAUAAACAUGGACGACGGUGACAAGCAAAAGGAUUUAUUACAUGACCUGGAGUUGAAGCACCAGAGUAAUACAAGCGAAACCGAGCUCCUAAACAAGGACGAGGAUAUCCGUCGGCUGCGGGUCCGGAUUCUGACAUUGCGAGACGAAAACACAUCGCUCGGCGACCAGAUAGCCCAGAACAACGAUGCAAACGCGCAACUCGCGGCCCAGUGUGAUGACUUAGGCGCCCAGAUCGACGCUAAGAUGGACGUGAUCCGCUCGCAGGAGAAGCAGCUUCAAAAACAGGAGCGAGAAUACGCCAAUUUGAAGGCGGAACUGGAAGCGAUGAAUGGCGCAACACAGCAAUCAUCCAAUCUUCUUUCUGAGAAGCUCUCCCUCGCUCGUGAACUAGCUGUUCUAAAGCCCGAGAUAGAGCACCUGCGAUCCCAGGUAAAUCACCAGCAAGCAACACUUACUGAGAAGUUGGCUUUGGAGCGUCAAGUCGACACUCUGGAGGCCGAGCUUGCCAACGAGAAGAAGGCGACAAAGCGUGCGAUGCAGAAGCGCGAGAGCAACGAUCGCGUAGAGGACGAGCUCCGGAAGAAGCUGCGCGAUGCAGAAAGGAGUCUAGCCGCAGAGAAGGCGGCGCGCGAGAGGGUAGAGGACCAGCUCGAACAGGAGAAGCGCACGCAUCAGUUCGCUUUGCAAGAGCAGGACAGCACGCGGGAGCAGGAGGCCGACUUGCGAAAGAAGCUGCACGACGCCCAGAGGCAGCUGAGAGAAGAAAAAGAGAACAAGGAAAGGCUGGAAGAGGAACUGCAGGCCGCGAAGCUCUCGGCGAAAAAGCUGCAGAAGAGCCAGGCCAGCAGAAGCGCCGACGACGAGCUCCGAGACCAGCUCGAGGCCCUCCGAAUAAAUCUGGAGUCGCAGGAGAAGGCGAAUGCGAAGAUCCGCACCGAGACCCACGUCGCGGUAUCAGAGGCCGACACGCGAAACGACCAGCUGGAGAAGAAGAUGGAGAGGCUCAAGGCGAAGCUGCGCGAAACCCGGGACCAGCUCAAGCAAUGCCAAGAAGAGCUCCGGAAGGCCCAGUCGCGCUCUUCGGCCCUCGACGACGUCACUAAGACUCUCGGCCGGCCCCAGGCGCUCCACAAGCGGAAGCCCCUAGACAUGGCCACAGACGACUUCACCUACAUCGAGAUCCAGACGCCCGGCGCCGACGACACCACGAGGGCGCGGCGCGCGCUUAAGAAGCGCGUCUUCGAGCCGACCCUCGUGGGCGAGAAGUCUGCCUUCUCCAUCACCCCCUUCCUAAACCGCACCCGGAGCAUCAUGGAGGACACGCCCAAGACUGACGACGGGGCCCCCUCUACCGAGGCCGCCGCUGCUGCCGCUCCUCCAGUUGAAGCCGCCGGGUCGCCGACGCCCGAGCCUGCAACCGCACAGCAGGGCGAAGCGAGCGAGCCGGCUCUCCCCGGUGCCGAGGCCCCGGCGCCGAGGCCGCCGGCAGUCAAGGCCCGCGGCCGGCCGAAGAAGGUGCUCUCGGACGCGCCGUCGGCGAAGAAGAACUCGCAGCCGGCGGCGCGGAAGCGCACGGUUAAGGCGAAGGCGGCGGAGCUCGAGAAGGUGGCGGAGGAGGAGGGAUCUGGCGCGGGCAGCCACGAGGGUGGCGAGGCGGAGGCGGAGGCGGCGGCCCCGAGGCGCGAGAAGUCAGCCUCGGCGGCGCCCCCGGACAAGGCGGCGACGGUCAAGUUCAACUUCGACCUACCGCUGGACGCGGCGGCAGGCGGCGAGCCGCAGCCGCCGCAGCAGAAGAAGAAGAAGCGCAAGGUUCUGGGCGCGGCCAAGACGCUGUUCGACGACGACGACGACGAUGAGGAUGAGGCGCGCGACGACGGCGAGGCCCCCCUGCCCCCCGCCCGCAAGCCCGCCAAGGUCCAGCUCGGUGCCAAGCGCGCCCCGGGCAAGGCCCCGGCUGCCGGCGCGCAGCGCAGCGCCUUCGCCGGCGGGCUCUCGUUCUCGCCCCUCAAGAAAGACCGCAGAGGUGUCGGCGCUAGUUUCCUGGCAUGAUGGGCGGGCGUCGACUAGGCUGCCGAUGAGCGGCCGGAUGGAUGGCCCGGGUAACAGAUUAUUUUCACAUGGGCAUCGGGAGGUUGGGCAAGGAUAUGGUUCUUGUGCAUAUAUAGGCGUUAUUGUAUUUUUUUUUUCCCCGGCAACGGCUGUCUUCUCUCUUUAACAUCACGGACUGGGAUAGGCUGUAGGCAUAAUGCAUAGGCUCGACUGCAUCAGUCUGGGUAUGUCACACUGCGCACUCUACACGAGGCCUUAUUUCAGAUGUGUUUCCUCUAAAUGAAUAUUUGACUGUGGACGCCGGCGGGGUUCUCCUGUCGAUUUACAUAUAGCUGCGACUAGCUACGAGCGUCUCGGCUACGUAAAGCCGUCGAGAGAUCCGUUGUAGAAAGGAUAUGGUCGAAUCAAUUCUUGAGUUGAAUCGUUACGUAGGUAUGU
Durotheca rogersii is the source of this 2768-nucleotide messenger RNA. RefSeq lists its product as uncharacterized. NCBI's taxonomy places the organism in Eukaryota, Fungi, Ascomycota, Sordariomycetes, Xylariales, Xylariaceae. The record is from RefSeq and is a predicted model, not a curated record. The coding region runs from base 240 to 2330 and encodes 696 amino acids. The transcript is spliced from 3 exons.